Nilaparvata lugens (brown planthopper) is the source of this 9264-nucleotide messenger RNA. RefSeq names its product zinc finger protein 12. The record is from RefSeq and is a predicted model, not a curated record. Bases 158 to 1975 code for a protein of 605 amino acids. Gene Ontology annotation, cellular component: nucleus. Gene Ontology annotation, molecular function: zinc ion binding. NCBI's taxonomy places the organism in Eukaryota, Metazoa, Arthropoda, Insecta, Hemiptera, Delphacidae. The transcript is spliced from 9 exons.
CCUUCUGCUUCUUGACAGAGAUUUCAAAAUGGCCGCCACGAUGUAGAUUUGUUUACGUAGCAGAUUACUUUUACGCCUAUUUUUGGUUUUUAACAAUUUUUCUCGUUUUUUAAAUGAUCUUUUGGUGUUAUCUUUAAUUGAAUUCCACAUUCCAGAAAUGACGGAUCUAUGUAAAGAAAACUUUGACCAAAUUUGUCGACUGUGCUCAUCCUCUAUCAGUAGUGUCAAACAUCAAAUUUACGGAAAAUUGGAGAUAUUCACUACAAUUACGGAAUGCCUACAAAUUAAGACUGAGAACGACGAUGGCUUGCCAUCUAAUAUAUGCGAUACAUGCCUAACAUCAUUGCAAAACUUGAAACAAUUUCGAGCCAUGUGCUACAGCACCCAGACCAAACUCCUUACCUGCAUAGGCGUCAAUGGAGAACAAGUACACAAAAAACAGGUAAAAAAUGAUAGUAUGGAUGAGUCUGAAAAUGCCGAUCCCGACCCACAAUCAACCCUCUCUAGUGAUAAUGAAGAUAUGGAAAUUAAAGAAAAUGGACUUGAAGAGUCAUUGAGGUUACCAGAACUAUCAGAGCCGGGCCCUGAAGAUUAUGUGCUGAUGAAAGAAGAAACCUUUAGUCUGGACGCAUCUCGUGAUGGAAACAGCUCUAGAUCGAGCCUUGGAGCAAUUCUGGCCGACCACCUGAUCGAGUUCAACAACAAUAACAACAACAGCAGCGCGACCAACAACAACAGCAGUGGCACAAAUGGAGCAGCAACAACAGCAGGCGGCAGCAGCAGUCCGCCACCGCCAUUGGACAAGGACAGAGACCUGGUCGACGGACAGAAACUGCGAAAAGACGUGCUGGCGCCCAUGUGGGACGUAUUCGAAAAGAUAUGGCCGCGCAAAGACUCUACUAAUGGCGGCAGCGAGAAAACGAUGGUGAGAGUGGUGCACAGGAGGUACGUGGUGAGCAAGCUGGCGUUUCCCUGCUCGCUGUGUGGCGAAUGCUUCAAGUUCGACCAGGGCUACGAGAGAGGUGGCACUCCCGACAGCAAGUCAUACGACUGCAAUACUUGUGGCAAGGUGUUCCCGAAACGCAUCUAUUGGAAACUGCACCAGGCGACGCACGAGGACGUGAAGCCGUUCGUGUGCCGGAUGUGCGGCAAGGGCUUCGACCGCAAGGACCACCUGACGCGGCACCUGUACACGCACGGCUCACUGCGCCUGCGCCAAACUGCGCCGCCGGACUGCAGCAGCGACGCGCCGGCCGCCUCAGCUGUCAAGCAGUUCGCGUGCACGCGAUGUGCGGAGACGUUCGGCCGUCGCGAACACCUAACGCGUCACAUGAAGCGCGCGCACAACAUCGACUUGCUCGAGGAGGCUGAUCUGCGCAAGUUCCCCUGCGACGUCUGCCACAAGGCAUUCACCCGCCGCGAACACCUCAGGCGCCACCAGCACAUACAUCAGAAGGAGAAUCCGGCCGCUUUGUUCAUGGAGGUACAGGCGUCAGAGGGGGUGGCGGAGGCGGGGAGUGAGGAGGCGGUGUCACCGCCGCACAGCCCGAGUGAGGCCAGCAGCCACAAGAUGGCGGCGGCAGUCGCACUGAGUGAGGCCAGUAGCCACAAGAUGGCGGCGGUGGCAGUGAGCGAGGAGCGUGUCGUCACCACCGGCAAGAAGCCGACCAUUGUCAACUGCCACAUCUGCUCCAAGGGCUUCUCUAGGCGCAGUCAUCUCUCCCGUCAUCUCAAACAGGUGCACAAAGCAGUGCCAGAGACGUGCGACGAGGUGCACCGGUGCGAGGAGUGCGGCAAGCAGUUUGGCCGCCGCUACCACCUGGAGCGCCACGCCAAGAUCCACCAGGCCAGCCGGCCUCCACCCGGCUACGAGUGUGUCACCUGCGGCGAGGCCUUCACCCAGUCCGAGGCACUCGACAAGCAUAUGACCAGCACCCACGGCAACCAGCUCAUGCACGACUUUCUCUGGAUGUGACCAAUUAUAGUUCUAGCAUCGCUAAUUGCUAUAGUCUUAUUGCCACAAUCCGAAACAUUCAAGUUAUGAUUUCAUUAAAUGCGACUUGAAAUUAAUUUAUUGAAACAUUUCGAGAUCAAUUCAACCUCAAAAUUUUCCAAUAAAUCAGUAGUGUGUGACACUUCCCAAUUUCAAGCUGUUUUUUUUUUCAAUAUAAAUAUACCGCAUCAACAGAGAAAAGCGACUUGAAAUUGUUUCAUUGGAACAUUUUGAGAUCAAUUCACCCUCAACAUGUUUCAAUAAAUCAUUGGCUGUGACACUUCCCAAUUCCAAAUCAUGUUUAUUCGAUAUUAAUAUACCACAUCAACAUAGAACAUUGAUAUUAUCCUAAAAGGAAUUCUGACAAUGUAAAGUGAAUCUCACUAUAUCAAUAUCACUCCCGAAAAAGGCAUGCUUUUUUGUUGAUAAUACGUAUCAGGAUGGGACACUAUGGAAAAGAUUGUCACUUUUAACAAACAAUAUCAAAUAAUUCUCAAUCGAAUUCAAGUUAUAGCAUUAGAAAUUGGUAAAGCAGACUCACGUCAAAAUGUCAUAUCCAUUAAAAAUGGUGACAGUUUAAAAUUAAUCCUAUCAUAUCAAUAUCACUCCCGCAAUAGGUAUGAGAUUUUGUAGAUAAUACGAAUCAUGAUAAACCCUAAUGUAUGCAAUAGAUUCGUAAGUUGCACCAAUACAACCGCAAUCGUAUUCUGAAUCUAAUUCUAGUUGUAUCAUUUAUUGAAUGGAAAAUUGGUGUUAAAGUAUACUAUAAUAAUAUAGUAUAUUUCAAAUAAGUUUACAAUUUAUAAAAUCUUCAAUUUUGAAAUACCCACCUAUCAUAGUGUAUUUGAUUUAAUCAAAACGCUUAUUAAUUAAUAAUUAGAAGUGUUUGAAACACUAGUUUGUUAAAAGAUUUGCAGUAACAUAAUUGGUGCUAAUAUUAUUUUAAUUUAAAUAACUAAUAACAUUAAUAAUACAAAAAUAGUUUACUUUUUAAAUUCAGUCUCAGAUUUGUAAAAUGUAUUAUGAAUAUUUUUUAAAUUAAACUUUUUCCUAAAUUAAAUCUUUUCAAAGAAAAAAUAUUUUUCCAAGUUUAAGACCCUUAUUUUUCAAUAAAUAGUCAUGCGAUUCUACAAUUGAAAUAUUUCCAAGUUUUUUCAUUCAAGAUUUUUUGUUCAUCAUACAUAAUGUGGAUUGAAAGUACAAGUAUAAAUUCUCAUUUACUUCAAUUCUGAGUGUAAUGUAUUAUAUUUUAAAUAUUGAAUCACUUGAAGUCAGUUGAGAACUCCAUAGCGUCCCGUUAUGAUAUUUCGAUUAUGUGCAAUAAUAAGUAGGCCUAUCCUCUGCAGGGUUUAAUAUACCAUUUGACCAUAAUAAACAGACCAAUGUAGAUCGGUAUUCAGACUAUAAAGGUAAAGUUUGGUGUGUUAGAGAGCAAUUCAAAUUGUGAAUUACUAGCUAUCUGGCAUGCCAUGCUUUGUUUAAUUCACUGUGAGUGCAUUUAUUUCAUGUGCUCUGCUCUUUGGCACGUUCAUUUGAAAUUAGUAAUUCGUGCAAUUAUCUGGAUUUUGUAAAUUACUGUAUGAUCGUGUACUGUAUGACAUAAGGUUGAUGGAUUAAACCAUUUUACUAUCAUUAACCUACUAUGAAGUUAUUGGACCAAAGAAAUGAAGAAAUUGUAUAUUUUCAUCUAACCAAUGAACACAAUGGAUUUGAAAAAAAAAUAGAAAUGAAUAUCUUGCCCUUGAGUUAUGUAUUGUACACACAAUAAAUGUGUGUGUUUGAGAGUUAUUAUAAAAUGGCAUUAAGACUAAUAAUACGAGUAAAAUAUUCUGAUCGUUCAGUUGAUCCUAGUUUAAUGAGGCUCAUUUCCUAAGAUUUCUUGUUAGCAUUGCCUUAUAUCGUGGUUGUUCUUCAUUACAAUAGAUUCAACUAUACUCUAUUGCCCUACUAUGUGUAACAUAGUACCCUACCCGACUUGGUGUACAAUGUAUUCCAUGCCGGAAGUUACAUCAAAAAGAUUAUAAUAAUUUUGAAAAGUUAUUACUGUCUACUAUUAAAAUUAGUCUAUUACUGUCUGUAUGUCAUUUUAUAGGACACAUUUUGACAAAUCAUAGAUCCAUAAAACAUUGCAAAUGUGAUACAGAAUUGAUUUCUAUAGAGUGGAUUGAGCUCAUCUAGCGAGCAACUUGUGAAAAACACGAUGAUAUUUACAAUACAAUAUUUAUCAAUAAUACGUAUCAAAUUUCAACUAGAUUGGUUGUUGUAUCAAAUACUACUUGAAUUUGCAUUCUCUAUUCAUUGUACCAGAAUUUAUAAUAGUUAUAAUGGUGGUGAUUGAACUCAGUCUAAAAAUUGCUAUGUGUUUUAUUCAUUAUUAAACAUUAUUAGACUAAUUCUGAUUGAAUAUGAAGAUUAUCGUGAUUUCAAUAAAUUUAUCCAAAUGGAAAAUAUUUUAUUCUAUUUUUGAGUGUUUAACUUCGUUGCAUGUUCAAAUAAUAUAAUAGCUAAAUCAAUUUAAAAUAAAAAUAAUGACAUGGUUCAAUACAAUGAGACAGUACAGUUGUUGAAGAUAUUUUUGUGUUCAAAGAUAAAUAUACUUUUUAUUAGAAAUUUUUUUAUGGGAGAACCAGGGUCUGUGAACUUUUGUUAUUCAUCGCCUAUCGAUUAUCGUUUUAUUUUUUGAAAUUAUGAAAAUUAAUUAAUUAUAUUUUCAAUUUUUUUUCAAAUUAGUUCGCUUUGAUGCAAUCUCAAGCGUAUUUAAUUUUAUUGAUCGGGAAUCAUUUUUAUUGAGUUUUCAGUAAUAUUUUCUUGCCAAAAAUGUCCUUGAAUUAGAAGUAUUGUAUGCAUACAUAAUUAUUCACUUUUUAUUACCUCAACGAUUGAAUUGUCUCAUAUUUAGAAACUUAUGAUAUAUUAUUACUGUGAUCCACUUAUUUGUGGAUUGUAUUUAUAUAUAUAUAAACGAUUUAUAGAUUUAUAUAUUUAAAACAGUUGUGUCUUCAAAUUUUAUGUAUCUAAUUGUGCCUUUCAUCAAAUACAGUAUAUUAAGCUAGAUGUUCGAAUAUAUCUACAUUUACAUGUGUGGUGUUAUGCAUUUGAUUAUUUUAUUAAGAAAUUGAACUAAUGGCACAUUCCUACUCAUAUAACAGACAUUCCAUGCUGACUAAAGGUAGGCGCACACAGAUCGUGAUCGGACGGACGGCACGCAUCGGAUGGAUCGGUGGAUCCAAUUUCCAAUUGAAAACAAUGCAUCAAAUAUAAUAAUCCGAUCCGUCCGAUGCGUGCCGUCCGUCCGAUGACGAUCUGUGUGCGUCUACCUUAAGUAUGUUCUAUUACAUAGAAAUAAUUUAUAGAUAUUAGUUUAAAAGUUUUAUUACGAUAGAUUGUAAUUUCUACACACUGAUAUUAUUUUUAAUUUUAAGUAGCUAAAGAACAAGAUACGAUAAUUAUACGUAUGUUGUAUCUAUUUCUUGUUGAUGUUGGAUGACUAAAAGGUUCUCUCAUUUGAAUUCAAAUUAGACUUUCAUUGCACAUACCUUCUUUAAUUGGCGCAAUUAUGUUGUUUUAAUUAUUGAGCAUUUUAUUCAGUUUUGUAAUAGUCUAUUUUUAUGUUAUUGCUAUGGAAUAUAUUUUAUUGAUUGUUAUUAAGAUAAGUUAGUUUAUUUUACAGUAAAAAAAUGUGUUCAAUUGGUUUACUUUUCUAAUAUUAUUGUUAGGUUGUGGUUUUUUACUUGUCUUAUUACAUUUUUAAAACUACUCAUCGUUUAAAUUGUGGUUAUCCAAAAUUGAAGACUUGAUAAUACAAAUGUUACUUUAUAAUGUAUUCAUCAUUCCUUAGUAUAUAAAUUAUUAUUAUUAUCAUUUUUCAACAUUUGGGAUAAUUCAGAUGUACAGCAAUUGCCGAUCACCAUAAAUUGAGAAAAAAAAAUCUUGAAGGAUGUUGGUGUUACACGCUUGUAAUAUUUAUUUUUUUGUUUUCAUAACUUUUAGUUACUUUACUUCUAUCGACCUAAUUUACAAAGUGCAAUUCAAACUCUAAUGGAAACCAAAGUAUCCAAAAGGUUUCGUCAAAAUUAAUUUUGUUUUAAGUUUAUUGUUCUCUAUAAUUUAUCAUCGACUGAAUAGUAAAAUUCUACGACAAAUAAUUACUUGAAGUAGUUUACUUGUUGCAAUAUCAUAAAUUUUAUCAAAUGUUAUUAUAAAUUGAAAAAAUAUUUAUUUCUUACAGUUAUUUCCUUUACAGUAUUGUAAUGAAUUUGAAGUUCCAAUGUUCCAUUAUUCUAAUACAUGGUAGAAAAUAUUGCCAUCGUGAGAAACAUAUUUUUACAAAUUCACAAAUAUGAAGUAUAAUAUAAUUGGAGUUGGAAAACCGCUUUCCCGUGGCUUGUAUGUCCUCUCAUAUCUCAUCAUAAUCAUCUCCCUAAGUACAAGCCUGGAGCUUAUGUGGGCAUAAUCACUACCUCCGUAAACAGAGUUAGUGGCAUAAUCCGCAGCAAAAAAAUAACAUCGUUUUAUUAUGUUCUCCCAUCACUCAAUAUACGAAAGUAUCUUUUUACAUCACGACUCCCCUAUUCAUCUCACUGAAAAAAAUAUGCAGUAAAUGUAAAUGUUCAUGUUCACAUCACAUCAUAAUCACUUGUACUAACGUUUCCUCCAUUCUUCUUGGAAACUUUUUCUUAUAUUUAUGUUAGCUGUCUCCCAUCCAACAAAAAUAGUAUGGGUCUUUUCAAUAAAAUUACAUAAUAUAUUAUAUUAUUAUUGUUAAUUACUGUUGAAAUUUUAUCCUUGUUAUUACUAUAGAUUCAAAUUAUUAUUACAUAGGCAUUUAAUUCAAGAUUUUAUAUUCUUUUUUAUUCGAAAAGAGUUGCUAUUAUUUUCAAUUAAAUUGAACCUCUCAGAAGGUCUGCGUCGUUUUCUAUCUCUCCAAUGUAAAGUGUGAAUUUUAAUCGUAAUUAAUUCCAUGAGAACCAAUUGGAGAAGCCAUCUUUUCAAAAAAAGCCUUCUCUGAUUGGUUCUUGUGAAAUUAAUCGUUAAAAUUUAACUGUUUUUGUGCAACCGGGCCUGAGACUAUGUAAUACAAUAACAUCAGAUGUUAAUAAUUCUACUUACUAUUAAUUAAUUAUUGUUAAAACUUUAUCAACGUUUAUUUCGAAAUUAUUCUAUUCCAAUUAAUAUUUUUAUUCUAUAACAUCAUAGACAAUUUAUUCAAUACACAUUGCAGAGUAAUAGUUUAUUCAAUUGUUUUAUUCUAAAAGAUUUCAUAUUAGUUUCAAUUAAAUUGAAAUAAAAGUAUCUACAAUUUAUUAGUGUAGCCUAACUAGUAGCCCAAUUAAAUAUAGAUUUAUUUCAAAUUGUCGCCUACUGUUAAAAGACACAUCAUAGGUGUUCUAGUUUUGCAAUCCAACUUCUCUGAUGGCCACGAAUAUUAAUUGUUCAUUAAUACAAUUAACAGUUCAUUAAUAUAAUUUCUGUAAUACUUAUUUGUCGAACAGACAUUUUUGUACAAAACAUAUCAGAUUUGAAUCAUAUGAAUCCGUCUUAUUCCCAUAUUAUUGUGUAUUUCAUAUCUAAAUAGUUGUUUCAUUACUUUUAAACCCACCACCUUUCCAUGUGCACUGUGAAAAUUGGAAUAUCUACAGUAAUUAAAUUUGAUUAUAAAUGUUUGAAUAUAAUGUUUAGAUGUUGCUGUUUGUGUGUGUGAGAUAAUCAGAUAAAUUUUCAUUGUUAUUUCAAUAAGUUUUAUUAUUGAUAUACGGUACAUAAAUUUAAUCCUCCUCCCUUCUCCCUCCUUCCCUAACAUUAUAUCAUAAGAAUGACAUAUUUUAUUGUUUAAAGUUAUUCUCGUAUUUAUUUUUAAAUAAAGAAAGAACAUAGUAUAAAAAAUAAUAUUUAACAUAAUCUUGAGUUAUGAGACCAAAACUCACAAGUGGCUUGGCAUUUGAAUGCCUCUCUUUUCAGGGUUAAUGGACGUAAUGAGUCUGUUGUUGAAGACUGUUAAAUGUCUUCAUAUUUAUCGCUUGUAGUAGGCCUAUUGCAUUCCCUUCAAUUAGAAGCUUAUCCAAUUAAUAAGAUCAAAAUUACAUGUCUGAUUAAAUUAUGUUAAAUGUGUAAUUUUAAUCUGUAUUUUCCAAUUUGUAAUUAAUAUUGGCAAAUAUUAUUAAAACUAUUAUGUUAUAGGACAAAACCUAAAACUAUUGUUAUGUAAAGAUGGAUGUUACAUUUAUUGGAUCUGUAAACCUCGUAGUUGAAUUUGUAUGUGAUGAUUAGAUAUUUUAUUAUUUUAAAUAAUAUUUAUUCAAGCUAUGUACUGGUUGCAUGGAAAGACAAUAGUGCUAAUUUCAAAUGGUUAAUGUUUUAUAUUUUGUAAAUUUGUACAUCAUUUUUGUACAACAUAUUGUAACAUGAGUCGUACUUAAUUUGCACAGUUGUAUAUUUAUAUUAUUCGAGUUAUGCGGUAAUAAUAUUUUAUAAUAAUAUGUAAUCCUACAAAAGCUUGGCUUUUGUUUAUAAUUUAUUCAUGAUGAGAAUUGAAUCACUCAUAAUGAAUUAUAUAUAAAUGCAAAAUACUUUUGUGAAAUUUAUAAAGAUUAUUAUUAAUAACUUUUAUGAAAAUCAUGAAAGCAUUUUAACACUUAGUUAAAAUAUAGUUACAACGAGCUUAAUAUUUAAUAUUUGUUGUCGGAUUGCAAAUAUCUAUUCAACUAGGCUACUGUACUGUAUUUGAUUUUAAUUCACAUAAUGUAGAUGGUGUUGAAAUACCACUAUAUCUAUGUAAUAAUGAUCGAAGUAAAUGAACAGUAGUUUUAUGUGCAAUUUAGAUUGUGAUAAACUUUACUAGUUACCUGUCGGGACCAAUUGUAAAAUUUCCAAUCGCCAACUUGUAUUUAUAAUUUAUUACAAAUCAAUAAUGUAUUCCUGUUAUUCUGAUUUUCAUAUUCCAUUAUACUCAUAGCCUAAUAUGAAAUGUUUAACAUAUUAAUGUUACUGUACAUAAUAUGAGCUAUGAUUUGUUAUUGAAUUAUCUAUUGUAAAACGUAUUGUAGUUCUAAUUUUCAUUUGAAGAUAAGAAUUUUAUGUUAUUUAUAGUUGGUAGGGUUGGAGGGAUUAUUCACAGUUGUUCCAAUGAUUGUCAUUAGUAUUGUUCUUUCGAUUGUAAUUAAAAUUGUGGUUGGACGUAUUCAGUACUGUAUAACAGACUUUUUAUCAAGACAACAUUUUUGUGUACUUCAAAUUAUGUGUAAAUUUUAUUAUUCAAUAAAAUGUUUUUUUUU